Candidula unifasciata is the source of this 1014-nucleotide messenger RNA. The record is from the annotation of a GenBank genome assembly. Lineage: Eukaryota; Metazoa; Mollusca; Gastropoda; Stylommatophora; Geomitridae.
AUGUCAAAUGAAGACGACAGCAGAUCGCUUGAGCAGAGACCUGUGAGAGACAUGCAGGCCUUGCUGAAGUUUUGUUUGGAAGCAACCAGGCGUGAGGAUGCUCCAAAUGAGUCCUCAUUUGAGCCAAUGACCGAAGAAAGAAGGAAAUGGUUAGAGGAUGCAUUGAAUGCCAUGACUGUCAACCCGAUAGAGCGUGUGAUCUUGUGCUUGACAAUGAUCGAGGAAGCGGAACCUGAUACAGAGGCUGGCACUGAGCAGCAGAUCCGUGCUCUUUCUGAGCUCCAAGAUUGGGUUGAAGACAUCGAUAUAGCCGGAGAUUUGAUCAAGAUCAAUGGGCUUCGAGUGAUACCCAAACUGCUGAGCAGCGAAGUGAGUGAAAUACGCUGGAGAUGUCUGGAACUUCUGGGCAACCUGGUGCAGAACAACCCUGUAGCACAGGCGGCUGUGCUUUCUUUAAAACUCCUGGCGCCUUUACUGUUGAUGGUGGAAACCGACCCCAAUCCUACGGUGAGAGUGAAGGCACUGUAUGCUAUCUCAUGCUUGAUUCGCAGCUAUGCACACGCCCUGCAGCAGUUUAUGGCACAUGAUGGCCUCUCUGUACUGGUGAAGGCCACCACCAGCGAUAAUGACAGGCUUCGGGUGAAAGCCACGUUUCUGCUGUCCACCAUUUGUAGCUCCAACCCAGCACUUAGAGAUGCUCUUGUAGCCAGGGGAACUGUAGAGCAACUAUUACACAUUCUCAAAGAUGAAGAACACAACCCCACACAUGAACACAUCAUGUCUGCUUUAGUCAACUUGACCUCCAACCAUGCUCCAGCCAAGGAGAGGUGUCUCGGUGUGGACUUUGAUCUGAGAACUUUCUUGUGCCAGAGAAUCCGGUUCCUGGAGGACAAGGCACCGUUUCAGGAAGAAAAGGAGUAUGCAGAGAAGUUGCUGGAGAUACUCAAUACAAAUCAAGUCAGCGAGUCAUCUCCACCGGAAUCUAACAAACCUUUGGCACUGAUGCCAAUUUGA